AUCACUGUUCUGACGUCAUCAUUCUGCAGUCUGCUGCUGUAUUGUUUCUUCGAAAACAAGAAGUAAUUUGAAUGAAAAUGCCUUUAUCAAAGAAUGUUGAUCAUUUUGUGCUUCCUAAUAUCAUCUUAAUGGCUCUAGUCACAGUGGGCCUACUUUUAACGGUGUUGUGCACCUUCAAACCUGACGUUGUUCCGUAUGCCUACAUGGGACCAGUUGGUGAUUUAGCUCACUACCUUGCCUACAAACAAACCCUAGUUAUGCAGACAAUAUGUUAUACAGCAAUCUUCAUACACGUUGUUGAGGCAUUCUAUGCUUAUUACCUAGCAGGGACGAAAGAGUUGUCAAGUUCGGCAAGACUCAAGUGGGGCAUUGGUACUCUGUGUUUUGGCAUCUUCUGCAUGUACGAGUUGCUGAAGUAUGACCCAACUAAGCAGCAGAAGAAUGAAUGAUUAAAGUGUGCAAGCUACAGAAAUAAUGUGAACCUACUUCAAUGACAUGCCAGGUUGUGUGACCAAUUUUUCAAGUCUUCUACAGGGUUAGCAUAUAAGCAUUGACAAUGAGUAAGGUGCCUUUGCCAGAACUUCAGGGGAGGCUGGAGUGAGCUGCAUGGACUCUCUUUAGUUGGAUGCCAGCUUUUUCAAAAUUUCAAACCGUAUUCAAGUUUUGAAGUGUCCGUUUAGUGAAAUUGUAGGCCAAUAAACUUUGAACUUGGGCAAAUAAAGAUUUUUGUUGUCAGAACUGCAUUAAAGGAAAUUAACUGAAUAUUAUGUGAGCUAGUAGCCUAUGAACUUUCUUCACUGAGAUGCCAGGCUGUUCCCAAUUUAGAAUAUAUUAUUUAAGUUUCAAAAAGUGUAUAUUUAAAAUGAAGGUCAAACGUGAUCUUCCUAUAAACUCUGAACCAUGGCAAAUAAAGGUGUUUUUUAUUUCAGAACUUAAACAACAGAAUGAAUGAGUUCAGUAGUAUCUGAAGGAAACCAAACUUUAAGAAGUAAAGCAAUCUUUUUGGAAAGAAUAAAAUGAGAGGAACAAUUUAAAAAAA
Lytechinus variegatus (green sea urchin) is the source of this 1039-nucleotide messenger RNA. Its product is annotated as transmembrane protein 254-like. Lineage: Eukaryota; Metazoa; Echinodermata; Echinoidea; Temnopleuroida; Toxopneustidae. The record is from RefSeq and is a predicted model, not a curated record. Bases 72 to 449 code for a protein of 125 amino acids. The transcript has 4 exons.